Orbicella faveolata is the source of this 1353-nucleotide messenger RNA. RefSeq lists its product as uncharacterized. NCBI's taxonomy places the organism in Eukaryota, Metazoa, Cnidaria, Anthozoa, Scleractinia, Merulinidae. The record is from RefSeq and is a predicted model, not a curated record.
CAUCCUUAUUGCGGUAAUACCCGCUGUUGCCAAGACAACGGACAUUUGAGACUAGCGCACUAAAAUGGCGGCAUACGUUGCUACUCACGAUCGUUCGGUGUUAGCAAAGGCAUAUGAAGACACAAAAGUUUCUGCCACGCAGAAUACAACUCACAGGGAUAUCUUAGCAAUAGGAAAUGACCUCUACCAAAGAACUGUUGAUGAGCUUGAAACAGAAAAGCAACAGAAUGUAACAGAGGUCGAACAAAGAGCAUGGCGCUUAGCUUCUGAAGAGAAAGCAAGAGCUCUUAAGGAAGCCCGUGAAGCUGCUGAAGUGGAGCUAGAAAAAGCUAUGGCUGCUGCCAAGAAAGCUCAGGAAAAGGCAGUAAAGGCAGAGUCAAAGAGAGUAGAAGCAGUGAUGAAGAAACUAGCAGCUCAGCAAGUUCAGCGGGAGAAAGAUGAGGGUCAAAAGAGACUGGAGGAGGCACUGGUGAAGGCUAGGGAAGAAUUUUUGUUGGAAAAAUCGAAGGCUGUGCAGAAAGCUAGGGAAGAGGAACAAGCUACAGCUGCUGAUGAGGCAAAGAAGGUGGCUCAAGCUGAAGAGGAGAAGAGAAAGCAAAUGAUUCUGGCUGCUGAGAAAGAGAAACAGCAAGCUUUGAAGAAUCUUAAAGAAAGAUUAAAACAAGAAGAAAAACAGGCAAUUGUGGAAAUGGAGGAAAAAUGUAAAAAGGAAGAGGAGAUAAAACUGCUGCAACAAAAGGACGCCCAUGAGAAAGAAGUGAAAGAGUUAGAAAGCCGUAUUGAUGAGCAGAUUCAGCAGAAGGUGGCUGCUGAAGAGGAAACGGAAAGGAUAAAAGAAAUGAAAGGGAAAGUAGAAGACAAGUUAAAGAACACAGUAGCUGCAUUUCAGAACUUUAUUGACACAACAAGAGGCUUUAACAAAGGACACGCAGACUUCUUGAUACUGGAUCCGUUAAAAGAUGAUGAUGAAAGUUGAAGAAAUAUUGUGUACAGCUAGAGAACAUGUAGAUAUUAAAUUUACUUUUUGUGUUGAAUUUUAUGUUUCGAGUACAAUUUUAUAUUAAUAAUUUUAUUUUAGAUAUACACACGUUCUUCAUAUUAACCUACUGUUUGUGUAAAUGUUUACUUAUUGUUUUGCAAUAAGUAAAUAAAAAACUGCAAUAAAAACUGGGAAAAAAAAUUGAUUGUUCUGAAUCUUUACUUUAGGAAGAUGCUCGAGAAUCACUCAAAUGUUCAUUAUGAUAAUGGGUCUGGUUAGAAUGAUUGUUCAGAUUGACAAAUUGUACCCAUUUGUAAAUCUUUGGAGAAAGGCAUAUCAUAAGAUCGCACAUUAAAGUCCCCCCACUUCNCCCC